Messenger RNA from Lodderomyces jiufengensis, 2310 nucleotides. It is a transcript of the gene PMT6, whose product is annotated as dolichyl-phosphate-mannose-protein mannosyltransferase. Lineage: Eukaryota; Fungi; Ascomycota; Pichiomycetes; Serinales; Debaryomycetaceae. Gene Ontology annotation, biological process: protein O-linked glycosylation via mannose. The transcript has a single exon. Gene Ontology annotation, cellular component: membrane; endoplasmic reticulum. The record is from RefSeq and is a predicted model, not a curated record. The coding region runs from base 1 to 2310 and encodes 769 amino acids. Gene Ontology annotation, molecular function: dolichyl-phosphate-mannose-protein mannosyltransferase activity.
AUGCAAAAUCAUUCAACAUAUUCUACUAGUUACUCCCAUAGUAAUAAAGUCCUAGACAAUAAUGUAAAAAGCAGGACAAAACAACCGAGUCCUACUUAUAUAUCCAAGACAAAUUCAAAUGCAGAUUUGACAAAUUCUCCUACUUCAGAUUCAGACAUAGAUGAAAUAAUAAAGAAAACUUCAAAACUACAACUAAGUCAAAAUUCAAAAAGAAAAGAUCUAAUAAUAAAAGUCAUAAACCCUUUAAUUUUAACAGCAAUUUCAGCUUUUGUAAGGAUACAUAAAAUUGAUGCAGCAGAUAGAGUAAUAUGGGAUGAAGCUCAUUUUGGGAAAUUUGGUUCUCAUUAUUUAAAACGCGAAUUUUACUUUGAUGUUCAUCCACCUUUAGGAAAACUUUUAGUAGCAUUAUCAGGAUAUAUAGCGGGUUAUAAAGGAGAUUUUGCAUUCGAAAGUGGGUUACAAUACCCAGAAACAAUGAAUUAUACAGUAAUGAGAAUUUUCAAUUGUAUGUUUGGAAUAUUGGUGACUCCUAUGGCAUAUAGAACUACUGUACUACUAGGUUUUAGUCAAUAUACUUGUUGGUUUAUUUCAUUAAUGGUAAUUUUUGAACAAAUGUCUUUAACUUUAUCCAAAUUCAUCUUACUUGAUUCAAUGUUAUUAUUUUUUGUUGUUUUCACAUUCUUUGGUCUUAUCAACUUACAUAAUUUAAUAUCCAAUAACAAAGAAAUGUCAUUGUCCGGUUUGAAAUGGUUUGUAAUUACUGGUAUUAGUAUUGGUUGUGUCUGUUCUGUAAAAUGGGUUGGGUUAUUUGUUACAGCUUUAGUGGGAAUUUACACGGUUUUAAACUUAAUUUUAGGCUUUUACAAAUGUAUUGCUUCAAACAAGCGAUCAAGUUGGACCAGCUAUUCUCAACAAUGGGCACUCAGAAUAUUCACUUUAAUCUUGAUACCAUCAAUAAUUUAUAUGCUAGCAUUCAAAGUUCAUUUUAUGACGCUAAAUCAUACAGGUCCAGGAGAUGGAUCGAUUUCAACAUUAUUACAAGCUUCUUUAAAUGGAAAUACUAUACAAUUUGGACCAAGAUCUGCUGCAGGAGGAUCAACAGUGUCGUUAAGAUCACAAGGUUUAUCGCCUAAUUUACUUCAUUCUCAUGAUCAUACAUAUCCUGAAGGAUCACAAGAGCAACAAGUAACAACUUAUGGAUUCAAAGACGACAAUAACGAUUUUCUCAUAGAAUAUUUAGAUCAAGAUAACUCAAAAUUUGUGGAAGAUUUGGAUACUAUUAGACUAAAACAUAUCAAGACUGGAAAUUACUUAAAUGCAAACGCCGUUGGAGCACCGAUAUCCAAAGCUCACUAUGAAGUCUCAUGUUCGAAUGUCAAUCAAUUUGAUGACACCCAUGAAUGGGAAAUAGAAAUACAGUCUCAUGAAUUGUCACCAUCACCUCAUUUUAUAAAUGAAAGUAAAACAGGAUUACAUCCAAUAUCAACCAAUUUUAGAUUGAAACAUAAAAAGUUAGGAUGCUAUUUAGCUACUACCGGUAAGUCAUUACCAUCUUGGGGUUAUCAACAAGGAGAGGUUAUAUGUCGUUAUUCAUUAUUUUCCAAAGAUAAAAAUACAUGGUGGAAUAUUGAAAAACAUGUUAAUGAAAAUUUACCCUUACCAGAAAUAGAUUAUGUCCCACCUAAACCAAAAUUUUGGAAAGAAUUUAUUCUUUUAAAUUAUGGAAUGAUGGCCUCUAAUAGUGCUUUAAUUCCUGACUAUGAUAAAUUUGAUAAAUUAAGUUCGGAAUGGUGGGAAUGGCCAAUAUUGAAUACGGGAUUAAGGAUGUGUGGAUGGGGUGAAAGUGAAAUUAAAUAUUUUUUAAUUGGUAAUCCAUUUGUGACUUGGUUUUCGACUUUUAGUUUGGGUUUAUUUGUCAUUUAUUUAUUAUUUAAAGCAUUUCAAUACCAAAGACAACAAUUGAAUUAUAGCACAACUAAUAAAAACAAUUAUGAUUUCUUGGGUCAAGGAAUACUUCCAUUUUUGGGAUGGGCAUUUAAUUUUAUUCCUUUCAUUUUAAUGGGUAGAGUAAAGUAUUUACAUCAUUAUGUACCAGCUUUAUAUUUUGCAAUAUUUGUCAGUGGAUUUAUGAUGGAAAGAUUAGUUGGUCAAAACAAGUACAUUCCAAGAUUAGUUAAAACUUUUGUUUAUGCCGUGUUGUAUAUCCUAGUCGUUUACUCGUAUUGGUACCUCAAAGAUUUGUCAUUGGGUAUGGAAGGUUCAUCAAAACUUUAUCAACACAUGAGAUUAUUAAAUUCUUGGAUGAUUUAA